Messenger RNA from Durio zibethinus, 1210 nucleotides. RefSeq names its product protein RADIALIS-like 1. Gene Ontology annotation, molecular function: DNA-binding transcription factor activity. Lineage: Eukaryota; Viridiplantae; Streptophyta; Magnoliopsida; Malvales; Malvaceae. The record is from RefSeq and is a predicted model, not a curated record.
UCUCUCCUCCUGCAACUAUAAAAAGAGCAGCAUUGGCAGUCUCUUUUGCACAUACAAUCUUCUAUAUCCCUUUCUCCUUUUUGUGUUUUCUCUAACUCUUUAAUUGUCACUGUAGCUUCUGCAAUGGCCUCAGGUUCGAGCUGGACACCAAAGCAAAACAAGCUGUUUGAGAAUGCUUUGGCUAUCUAUGACAAGGAUACUCCAGACCGCUGGCAUAAUCUAGCCAGGGCAGUUGGAGGGAAAACCGUGGAGGAAGUGAAGAUGCAUUACGAGAAUCUUGUCGAAGACAUUAAGCAGAUUGAGUCUGGCCAUGUGCCCAUACCUCCUUACAGGAAAGCAGGAGGUAUGAAGACCAAAGGAUGGGGAAUCUCAGGCGUCAGUGAAGUAUGAACCAGAACUAGUAGAAACAAAGAUCUUGAACAUUAAUAAAGGAAAUGCAGCCCUGAGCAGGCAAGCAGCAAAUCUAUUGCUCUUUUUUCAUUUUCAUUCCAGAUCAAAGUUGUACCUUGUUGUACUUCUUUCUUAUAUGUGCUUCGUUAAAUAUUGUACCGACUGCAUGACUCAUAACUGAUCAUAGCAUUGGUACAUGACUCAAAGUUCCUUGUAUGCUCCUGUUUUCAGUAAAUAUCCUCCAAUUAAUGUUUUUGUCUUCUAUAUAUCUGACCAUAUAUAUAUAUUCUUGAAAUUAAAUAGCCUUAAAGCAGAUAUGGAAGUUUAAAGUUACAAAGAAAAAAAAAAAAGAAAUUAUCUCAUCCACCCUCAGUGGGAGCUGAAAAUUUUCGCUGACAAAGUGAGAAGAUUGCCAUUAAUUUUAUAUAUUAUCAAGUUCAAGCCACUGCCAAGUACUUGAUUUGAAGAAAGACUUCAUUUACUACUAUUCAUACAUUUAUACAAGGAGAGAAGAUGAGAAAAGAUAAGGGUAGAGAAUCUUGAUUAGCUCUGAGAAUAAUGGUUUAGAAAUUAAUUAACAGCAAAGAUAUUAUCCCAUGGAGUAAUCCUGCCUUAAGGAAACUAGAGAUUAUGAUUCAUGAAGUUUGACUUCACAAAAAGCACGACAAGAAAUUAAAAAGAAAGGCAAUGUACAGUGCUUAUAUGAUGAAAAAAAGAAUUUGUUUGCUUAUUCUUGCUUGGUGUCUUAAUUUAUACAUCAUUGUCACCAAAUAAAGACAAACCAAUUUUGGAAGUGAAGAAGACAAAAGUAAUGCAUGAC